Molecule: messenger RNA, 5461 nt
Organism: Branchiostoma belcheri (Belcher's lancelet)
Lineage: Eukaryota; Metazoa; Chordata; Leptocardii; Amphioxiformes; Branchiostomatidae
Exons: 32
Source: RefSeq, a predicted model, not a curated record
GUAUGCUGGACUGGACACUGACGGGUUGGGUGCUCUUGAACUUGAGACAACUUUUGUCUUUAAGGAGGAGGACGAACCCUUGAGGAAGUCUGUCUGGCCUUCAGGAAGCACAAGGACAUUUACAGAUGUGUCGGCGACCAUGACCAUCCCUGUUGAGAAGUGUCAGUCGGAGCUGUACCUGUGCCUGACCUAUGACACGGGCGCCAUGUCGGGACUCCAGGACUGGGCCUCGGCAGACGACAUGAUGUGUGCCAAUGUCUCCACGGGGAGGAGCCCAGGGGUGUGGUGUGAUCUGGAUCUUUCCUUGGAGCCAGGGUCCUUUACCAUCCAGCCCCUGAAGACAGCCAGGGUAUACGAGGACACCCUCACACCUGUGCUCAUCAAUGUCACCCUGCUGAACCAUGGGAGGCCACUGACCAAUGGGGUGGAGCAGCUGGAUUGGAACGUGUACAUCUCUGACCAAUCAGAUGUCUUCCUGUCUAAUUUGAAUGGAGAGGGAGGAGCUAUUAUGUUUCCAUCCAGUGUUACCUACGGACCAGAGAGUCACAGCCUACUUCAGGGUCUGGUGAACUCAGGUGCAGAAUUAUCCCUGACCAACCUGGCUGCUCCCGUCAAAGUUCCCCACGACGUUUGUGAAAUCACGACUUUUAUCUGCUUGGAAGUCACGCUGAAGGGAACGGACUACAGUCCCCACAUGGAUGCCACCCCCGCAGACAAUGUGGUCUGUUCCGUCUGGCCACCUGACGUGUUGGACUGUUCUGGAGACACCAUCGACCUGUACACCCACCUGCUGAACACGGGUGAUGGCGUGUUUGUGGAGGGAGAACCGCGCGACUACCAGCUGCUGCUGGCUGUGGAGCUGGCGGGGUCGGCCACCUUCGACUUCCAACUCACCCCCAUCCAGAUCCAACUGUACCUGUCACUGGACCAGGACAUACACACCGAUGUGGAUAUAAAGAUUCCUCACAGUUUCGGCCGUCUGGGAGAAUCAGAACUGAGAAGGAGGCUUGGUCCUGUCACCUUUGACCCUGACCAGGUCCCAACCAAAACAUCGGAAGAAACCAUUUUCCUGAACCUGGGGGGAGACAACUUGGUCAUCCCUCAACAGCCAGAUGGGUCCCAGUACUGUGGCUCAGUGUUUCUUGGAGUUGUCAUUGACACAGGUAAUCUUGUAUCAGAGAGGAGUGAACUGAACAACACUGCAGUUAUCCCCAUCACUGUACUGUGCAAUGCAGAUGUACUAAGUGUGUCAGACCUGGUUGUGUACCCGCUACAUGGACAGAUGGACAUCUGGCCUUACACUGACCUGCCUGUCACCCUCGAUGUAACUAUACAGAACGUUGCUGUGUUACCAUUUGAUGCUGCCUCCCCUGGACAUGAGAACUUCCUGGUGAAACUGUAUGCCAGUGAGACGGCAGACUUCAGCCCCCACACGGCCACCGAGCUCAGCCCCACCCAGGGGUGGCACUAUCCGCCAGAUAUCUACCGGCCCCUGGGGCGUGGGGAGAAGAGAACACUGAAGGGUAUCAAGGGGCAUCUGAAUGGAAAGUCUUUCACUGAUAUUGUGUGUGCCACAACCUCCUACUGGAUACUGAGAGUGGAGAAAGGCUCCAAUAUUGGGGCAGAGGAGACUUCCCUACACAACAACUACCUUCUGUACGAUCCACCACUGCCUCUGCAGUGUGAAGGAAAACCAGAAGCCUACUAUGACAUCUCCGUGAAGAACUUUGGUCUGCCCGACAUCGUUUCUGUGGAUGGAAUGACCGUGUACAUGCUGCAUCUGUCACCGCACUUCUCCGUGGGAGCCGUAGCCAACAAGGCCGACGUCAGGAAGGAGUUCAUCAGUUACGCCCUGUACCUGUCUCCAGACCAGGUCUUAGACGAUCAGGAUCUGCAAGUUUUCACAACUACUGAAAUCGUGAAUGUUACAGCCGGUAUGGAAGCUGACCUGGACUGGAGCAACCCUGCCCAGAUACUCCCAGAGUUGAGAGACAGGUCCUUCUGUGGUCUGGUGUACGCCAUUAUGAAGCUUGAUGACAGUAAUGAGAUCACAGAACCACUGGAGAUGAACAACCUGGGCAUCCAACAGCUGUUUGUACAGUGUGACUCAGAUGUGCUGGGAGUUUCCCGUCUUCAGCUGUCCUCACCACAGACUUACAUUCAGGAGGAGGUCCCAACUCCAGUCAACAUGUCUGUAGUACUGACCUGCCACAGGAAGGAAGACUGCUUCCCCAAGGACCCGUGUGUCUUUCAGCUGUCAGUCAAACUACAGAUGGGUCCUUCAGGAGACACGGAGAGAGCUGUCACCUUUGAGGAGAACUUCAGGAGCAUCGCAUCGUAUGACAGAGACCCUACUGGUUACUCUUCUGUGCUGGUGUUGGGAGGAGACCUGACCAUCGAUGACAGUGACUGUGCUACAGCAGACUUCCUGGUAGUAGAAGUUGUCAUGUCUGAAACAGCCGAUCCUGUGGUCGCCAACAACAUGGCCAGACAGACACUACCCUGGGCAGACUGCUGGGACAGUCAGGACGCCAUGAUUGACCUAAGUGUUGAAGACUUCCACCUACACGGGGGUAACACCAUACAACACGACAUGUCUACACCUGACAACCAUUACCUGUACAAACAGGGACAGGAGACGUUAGAAACUGAAGACCCUCUGAACCAGCCCAUCUACGUACUGUUCCAACUGACGGUACAGUUGACUGGCCCGCUGACGCUGCCCCCGAUGACAGCCGCCCGCCCGGCCUAUAACUUCUUCUUCCGGUUCGUCCUAUCGGAGGACGCGGUGAUUGACGAGGAAGACCGGAUGCUGGACUACAACAUGUCCUUCCCUCAGGGGGAGGUGCUGAGGGGCAGGAUGGUGGGUGGGGACCUGCUGGACCUGUCCGACAACAUGCAAGGACUGCCCAUCCCUCCGGAUGCCUGUGGUCCACAGUACCUGGCUGUGAUCGUGGACAGCACACAGCAGCAGGGAGUGGACUAUACAGGCAUGUACAGGGAGAAGCUGGAGGCCAACAACGUCAAGAUGCAGAAAGUCUACGUCGUCUGUCCUCGUGAUGUGUACAAAGUGGAGGCAGCCGGCUACCAUCCAGUCCAGCCUGUGGUCUGGAGGGACGUCCCUACCCACGUCACAGUGGAUCUGACCAUCACCAACAUAGGACCGCAAGAUAUCGACCAGGCUGAGCAUGGCAAAACCAACUUUGACAUCAUGCUGGCCCUGUCUGCUGAUGCUACACUGGAUGGGACUGACAUCCCAAUCAGCCUGCCUGGAUCCGACUUUCCUGUUACCAAGAUUGGUAUGAAGAUGGGUCAGUCUCUGACCGUCCCUGUCCGUGCAGAAGUGACGGUCCCAGCGGAGACAUGUGACACUGUCAGGUUCCUGCUGGUUGGGGUGGUGGCUGACGACGACGUCAUAUCCAACAACUACGACUCCAUCGGGCUCAAGCUGAAUUGUACUGCAGACUCUGUGGACCUGAAGGUGACAGGACUGUCUGUAGAAGGUGACCUGACACCUGGGGAAACACACAACUUCACACUUUUGGCAGGUGUGGACCUGACAGGGAGCAGGCAGCUAGAGGAGGCUUCCUUCAGGUACAAGUUGUGGCUGUCAGCAGAUGAAAGUCUGGACACAUCAGUGGAUACAGACCUGGGGUACAGGAUACCAGCCGACAAACCCCUGUCUGCAGCCCUGGAGGCAUCCACACAGAGUCUGGACCUGAGUGGCAACACUGUUGAUGGAUCUGGCCUGAGACUGCCUGCUGAUCUUCACAAGUCGUACUGUGGAGAUGUGUACCUGAUAGCUGAGAUGGACCCAGACAACAGGGUGGAUGAGACAAAAGAGUUCAACAACUACCAUGCUGAGAUGGUCAGGGUGUCCUGUAGUGGAGAUAUGUUUGGAGUGGUGGCUGUGCAGUACUCCGUCCCUCAGCACCUGUUGUGGGAGGAGGUGGACACCCCCGUCAGCAUCACAGUGGACCUGUCCUGUCUGUGGGGGGGCUGUACGCGACUCUACCCGGCCAGACGCGGGACCACGUAUUACACCAUGGACAUCCUCGUCACUGCAGAUCCUAUGGGUACUGAUGAGCUGGUACUGUCAGAGGUGAGGUUAACUUCAUCUGAUUGGAUUUUGGACCCCAGCAAUGGACUAGGUCCAGAUCUCAGGGAAAACAAUGGCAGGAAGACGGUGACCCUGACCGGUUCCAUCCAGAUCCCAGCGAAUGGCUGUCAGCGGUGGAAGUACCUGGGUGUCAGACUGAUGCAGGGGAACAACCCGUCCUUUGGAGGAGCAACAGACACCGUGCCAGAGAACAACCAGCAGUGGACUCCACUUCAACUGGCCUGUGAUCCAAGAGCUUAUGCUGACCUUACUGUAGCCGGUUUCUCCCUGAGUUCUCUGGAGUACCAGGUGGGAGAUGUGGAACCGCACACCUUCAGUCUGGACAUUGGAGUGAUGCAGAAGAACAUGCCACACAUGCUGCACCCUGACUGGAGCAGCGAGGAGAAGAACUUUGAUGUGGCCUUCUAUUUGUCAGAUGAUGCUGUCAUUACAAUAGACGACACCUUUGUGACCCACGUGCCUGAGAGGAACGUGAACUACCUGCUGCAGCACGGUUACCUGGCCGACGGCACUACAACCUCCCUACAGGGGCAGCUGGACAUCACACAGGAACAGUUUCUGAAGUAUUGUAACCGUGAGGUUUACCUGGGCAUUGUCGUGGACAGCAGGUACGCUGAUCCUCGAGGGAUCGUCAUGGGUCAGAUUGAUGAGACUGCUGAACACAACAACUUUGCAACCACCAAGAUCAGGAUGCAAGGGUGUAUCAGAAACAUUGACCUGAACGUGAAGGGUCUGCGAGUGACCGACAGCGGAGUGGUCAUCUCGGGCGAGCCCCUGCCCCUCUGGACGGCCGUGGAGGUCACUUCGUACGACAGGGACAACCUCCCGGUCACCUCACUGCCUGACCAGAACUACAACCUCACCUUCUUCUUGUCUAAGGACAGGACAUUUGAUCCCAAGGAAGAUUUUAUUCUUGACUACGAUACCUCUGGCUUCAGUUCGCUCCACUCGGCAGUCUCCUCUUCCAGAGGUCGAGCGACAGUCCUGACUCACGUAUUCACAGACAUGGACGGUGUAGGACCUCACCUGUCUGUACCAUCCAAACAAUGGGUCUGCAACAAACACUGGUACAUAGGUGCAUAUGUUCAGUUGACAGAGGCUGUAGACCCAACAGGAGUGAAGGACCAGUAUAAGGACAACAAUGCAGCCGUGCAGCACAUCUAUGUUGCCUGUAGAUUUGACCGUCUGUACUUGGACAAGUUGGACGUCGUAUACUUACCCGAACGUUUCAGGGAUAACUCCAACAAUGAGGUCCACUUCAUUGCUACAGUAGCGGACAUGGGAAGCUACAGUGACCAGGAAACUCCACCAUUGUCAGGUGCUGUAAUACAUGUACAUUAG